Molecule: messenger RNA, 2480 nt
Organism: Ctenopharyngodon idella (grass carp)
Lineage: Eukaryota; Metazoa; Chordata; Actinopteri; Cypriniformes; Xenocyprididae
Gene: gna13a
Product: guanine nucleotide binding protein (G protein), alpha 13a
Exons: 4
Coding region: 47-1177 (376 amino acids)
Biological process (GO): Rho protein signal transduction; adenylate cyclase-activating G protein-coupled receptor signaling pathway
Cellular component (GO): brush border membrane; heterotrimeric G-protein complex
Molecular function (GO): GTPase activity; guanyl nucleotide binding; D5 dopamine receptor binding
Source: RefSeq, a predicted model, not a curated record
CGCGUGGCAGUGCGAGUGAUGUAUCCAUGAAGUCGUUACUACAAAGAUGGCGGAUUUCCUGCCCUCCCGGACUGCUAUAGUUUGUAUUCCCAAUUGUCUUCUCUCCAGCGGUGAAAUUGAUCAAAUUAGAAAGUCUAAGGAGAUUGACAAAAGCCUGUCUCGAGAGAAGACUUAUGUGAAGAAACUGGUGAAGAUCUUGCUGUUAGGAGCAGGCGAAAGUGGCAAGUCAACUUUCCUCAAACAAAUGCGCAUAAUUCAUGGGCAGGACUUCGAUCAGCGGGCCAAAGAAGAGUUCCGGGCUACAAUCUACAGCAAUGUUAUCAAAGGUAUCCGGGUGCUGGUGGAUGCCCGUGAGAAGCUGCACAUCCCUUGGGGAGACCCUGAGAAUCAGGUUCACGGGGAGACAGUGAUGGCCUUUGACACCCGCUCAUCCUUGAUGACCAAAGGGAUGGUGGAGACCAAAGUCUUUCUAAACUACCUGCCCGCCAUCCGUGCCCUGUGGCAAGACGCUGGUAUUCAGAAUGCCUAUGACAGACGAAGAGAGUUUCAACUGGGUGAAUCUGUGAAAUAUUUCCUGGACAAUGUGGAUAAACUUGGACAAUCGGACUACUUGCCCAGCCAAAAGGAUAUACUGCUGGCACGAAAACCCACCAAGGGUAUUCACGAGUACAACUUUGAGAUCAAGAAUGUACCUUUCACGAUGGUGGAUGUGGGAGGGCAGCGGUCGGAGCGCAAGCGAUGGUUCGAGUGCUUUGACUCGGUGACCUCCAUCCUCUUCUUAGUCUCGUCCAGCGAGUACGAUCAGGUGCUCAUGGAAGACCGUCAGACCAACAGGCUCACAGAGUCGCUCAAUAUCUUCGAGACUAUCGUCAACAACCGUGUCUUCGCCAACGUCUCCAUCAUUCUCUUCCUCAAUAAGACAGACUUGCUGGAAGAUAAAGUUAAAAAUGUGAACAUCAAGGACUACUUCCCCGAGUUCACAGGGGAGCCCCACGAUCUGCAGGAUGUGCAGAAGUUCCUGGUCGAGUGCUUCCGUAACAAACGCCGAGAACAGCAGCAGAAGCCUCUUUACCAUCACUUUACCACCGCCAUCAACACAGAGAACAUUCGUCUCGUCUUCCGUGAUGUCAAAGACACCAUCUUGCACGACAACCUCAAACAGCUUAUGUUACAAUGAAAGGCACCGAUUGACCUUUAAGAACAUUCCAUUUUAAUUAGGUUUUUACUUUAUUUAAUACAAAGUAGAAGUGGUUCAAUACAUAUUGUGGUUGAAGAAAAAUGGAUAGGAUAAUUAUGCAAGCUUAUUUUCUUUUUUGCAUAAUAUUACGUCAUAUAUAUGCAAAGAUUUUGAUAUAAAAAAGCAACCUUUUUCAGCUGCUUGUAGCCAUAUCAAAUAUGCUAAGGAAUGGUCCUCAGUUAUUCACCAAAAUGCUGUAAUUGUGAUCAUUUACUGUAUGUUUAUGAGCACAUAGUUUUGUAUAAUGGAACAGUCAACACUCCUGUAGCCCCUAGGCUUAUCACCUAGUUUUGGAUAAAGUUUUUUUUCAAAAAGAAAUGUAAGAACUCAGGGCUUUCGAUAUUUAAUUCAAAGAGCUCUUCUGUACCAGUGAGUCUGGUUAUAUUCUUAAAGGCCCCAUUGUCUAUUUUUUUUUGAUAGGAGGUUUCACUGCCUUUGUCUUCCCACACUCAAAAUGCCUUUUUUGUUGCACUCAGAUCAUGACAGUAAAGUAGUACAAUUAAGGUACUUUUGUAUGAAGUACUUAUUUGUCAUUUAUAUGUAAAGGGAAAGUGUCUUUACCGUUCAAUCCUGUGCAGAGUCUCUGUACAUAAAUUUUUUUUUUUUUUUUUUUUUUUCCCUCUCCCAAGCUUUAUAUUUUACACACUAAUAUAAUACCAUACUUUUACCAUAUUUUUCUAAAAGCCCUGAAAAUUGAAAUGGAUAUUUCUUUUUUUUUUAUUUUUUUUUUUUUUUUUUAUAUGAAUUCACUUUAAAACCAGAAAGUGGCCUUGUGUCUUUGCUCCUGUGUAGGUUAAAGUGGACAGCUUUAGCUCAGGGUUUUAUAAAAUUACUGUUAAAGCAAUCCAGGUGCCUUUCUGUGUAUUGGUUACUACAGACAUUAGGUUUGUUUUUGUUUUUUUUUGUUUUUUUUUUACAGGCCUUUGCCUUUCCUUAGAUGUCUGUAGAUAAACCAAAGCUGAUUUGCUAAGACAAAUUGAAAUGUGUUGAUGGAGAGACUAAGUCUUAAUGUAAUCUUAAUGAAAACAAGCACUGUAAUCUGACUGUUGGUAGGAAAUUUAUAUUUACUGAUUGCCUGAAUUAAGGUCUUUAUGUAUAAAAUCUGUAAAGGAAUUUGCUUAUACAAUGCUGUGUAUCUUUGUCAUGGCCAUAAUCAUUUGCUUUUUGUAUAGUGCUUUCUUAUUGUUUUUUGUUGAUCACGUUUGUGUAAUUCUGUUUAUUAAAUCUGAUUAUUUUACCAGAA